GACGUUCAUACCAGCCUACACACCACAACGCUCUGCGUGCCCUUUCGGAACGCCCAAGUCUCCUCUUUCAACACGCUGAGGACCAGAGGCAUUUCUGUCACGACCGUUUUCUGACUCACGAAACGAUUCACGAAAUCUUGAAGCUUAAAGGAUGGGCGGAGCAGGAUGGUUGUUCUUGUUCGCAGUCCUCAUGGCUGCAGGACUGUUGUUCUGCAUGGUGUUCUUUAUCAUCAUGUUCUCGGAUUUGGAGUGCGACUAUAUCAACCCGAUUGACCUGUGCAAUAAGCUGAACCAAUUCGUCAUCCCUGAACAUGCCGCCCAUGCCUUCCUCACACUCCUCUUCCUCCUUUCCGGCCAAUGGAUGGCGUUCAUCCUCAACGCACCGCUAGUCGCUUGGAAUGCCAAUAAAAUAUUCAACAAAGUGCAUAUGUACGACGCGACUGAAAUUUUCCGGACGCUAGGAGGGCACAAAAAGGAGACGUUCAUCAAGCUUGGGUUUUACCUCCUCUCCUUCUUCUACUAUCUCUACCGAAUGAUCGUCGCCCUCAUCGCAGAGAGUGAAUAGAUGACCAAACCUCUAAUGUUAUUAUGAGGUGAUGUGCCUUUGUACAACCUUGUGUGCAACUUUUUGCUCGCUUCAAUCCGAUAGCAUUCUGUUCUCUU
Molecule: messenger RNA, 663 nt
Organism: Coprinopsis cinerea okayama7#130
Lineage: Eukaryota; Fungi; Basidiomycota; Agaricomycetes; Agaricales; Psathyrellaceae
Product: ER-derived vesicles protein ERV14
Exons: 6
Coding region: 152-565 (137 amino acids)
Biological process (GO): endoplasmic reticulum to Golgi vesicle-mediated transport
Cellular component (GO): COPII-coated ER to Golgi transport vesicle; endoplasmic reticulum membrane
Source: RefSeq, a predicted model, not a curated record